Messenger RNA from Oppiella nova, 453 nucleotides. Lineage: Eukaryota; Metazoa; Arthropoda; Arachnida; Sarcoptiformes; Oppiidae. The record is from the annotation of a GenBank genome assembly.
CAAUACGAUUGUAACGAAUGACAAGAAUAUUGUGUUUCGCAAGUGAUUCACGGAUUCAGUCAUUGAAUGCAUUGUUUUCAUUGCAAUUACUUUGCAUUCAUUUCACAACAAAUUACUCGCAAUUAGUGUUUAUCUCAUAAUUUGGUGCCAUUUGUGACCAAAUUGUUCACCAUUUGAGCAAUUUGUGUGCUGCAGAGGAAGACGUGGUGAAGACAUCUUAGGAUGAGUGACAAGAAUCAGACGGUAAGUCAGCCGCCGAUCAAAAUCGGGCACUACUUGUUGGCCGAGACGUUAGGCAUCGGAUCCUUCGGCAAAGUUAAGACGGCGAGACAUCAGUUGACGGGCCAUAAGGUUGCCGUCAAAAUACUCAACCGACAGAAGAUCAAGAACUUGGAUGUCGUCGGAAAGAUCCGCAGAGAGAUCCAGAACCUCAAGCUCUUCAGACACCCGCAU